CCAAAGCCAAACCAAUCCCGGCGUCUUCUUCUUCUUCUUCUUCUUCUUCAGUUCACAACCAAACCACACAUCAACGCCUUCUUCUCUCCUCCUCCUCCUCCUCCUCCUCCUCCUCCUUCAUCUUUAUCCCUCGGCCGUCUGCGCAUCUCAUCGCGCCGGCAUGGCCUCCGAGGAGCAUCAUGAUGAGAACAUGCGGCCUCCACGGUUCCCGGGAAGGCCGCCACGGUACUCAGAAACGAGAAAGAGCUACGACCUCAACAGCAAGAUCAUGCUUGCUGCCAUCGUCUCCCUCUCGCUCGUCGUCGUCCUCGUCGUCCUCCUCCAUAUAUACGCGCGGUACGUCCUGCGCCGCCAGGCCCGCCGCCGGGCCGCCAUUCGGGACCUCGGCCUCACCCUGACCCCCGUGCACCCCAGGGAGGAGCCGCCCAAGUCCGGGCUCGACCCGCUGGUCAUCGCUUCCCUGCCCGUCUUUGUCUUCCGACGGGAGGGAGCGCGGGACGAGGUUGUGAGCGAAGGGGCGGCGGAGGAAUGCGCGGUCUGCUUGAGCGCGUUGGAGGACGGAGAGAUGGCCAGGGAAUUGCCCAACUGCAAGCACACGUUCCACGUCGGGUGCAUCGAUAGGUGGCUGAUCUCGCACUCGACGUGCCCGAUUUGCCGCACCGAGGCAGAGCCCCAAGCUCAGCAGGAACUGCCGCCGCAGCCUCCCGUCGGGGCCGCACCCACGGCCCCACCCCUGGAGCGCACAAGCUCCAUGUCAUCCUGCAUCGAGGGUACAUCCGACGGGGCAGCGAGGCCGUCAGCUAAGGUCACCGGAUCGAGUUGCCGGUUCGGUUCGUUCCGACGGAUGCUCAGCCGGGAAAGAUCAUCAAGGAGGAUGCCGUCCUGCGGGGCGGAAGACGGUUUAGCAGAUAUAGAGAGGCAGUGCUGAACUGCUGAUGAUCAUUCGAUCGGUAAUGGUUUUAUCUGGCAAAGUUCAACCAGAGAAUUUCUCAAAUCUUCACUGUUGCUGCUCAUACGGUUGAAUUUAACGCUA
This is a messenger RNA of Eucalyptus grandis, 1033 nucleotides long. RefSeq names its product E3 ubiquitin-protein ligase ATL41. NCBI's taxonomy places the organism in Eukaryota, Viridiplantae, Streptophyta, Magnoliopsida, Myrtales, Myrtaceae. The record is from RefSeq and is a predicted model, not a curated record. The transcript has a single exon. The coding region runs from base 161 to 928 and encodes 255 amino acids.